Messenger RNA from Manis pentadactyla (Chinese pangolin), 7273 nucleotides. RefSeq names its product transglutaminase 6 (gene TGM6). Gene Ontology annotation, molecular function: protein-glutamine gamma-glutamyltransferase activity. NCBI's taxonomy places the organism in Eukaryota, Metazoa, Chordata, Mammalia, Pholidota, Manidae. Gene Ontology annotation, biological process: peptide cross-linking. The coding region runs from base 180 to 2339 and encodes 719 amino acids. The record is from RefSeq and is a predicted model, not a curated record. The transcript is spliced from 12 exons.
CCAGGGCAAUUAUGUGUGAUUAGGGGUGAGAAGGGCCACGCCUGCUCUUGAUUUCUGCCUGUCCUGCCUGGGAGCGUCCCCAGAUUUGCCUAGCUAACUCGGGCCUGGCUGCUCCAACACACUGUGCUGACGGCCCACACCAUCGCGCAGAGGAAACGAGAACUCGGACUGGGCCUGGCAUGGCAGGGGUCAAAGUCACCAAGGUGGACUGGCAGCAGCUGAGGAACUGUGCUGCCCACCGCACCAGGGAGUACCCUGGCCCUGAGCUGGUGGUUCGCAGGGGCCAGACAUUCGUCUUCACAUUGGAGCUGAACAGACCCCUGGACAGCGAGGAGACCCUCAUCUUCACAGUGAAGACAGGACCACAGGCUUCCGAGACCCUCCGCACCAAAGCUGUUUUCCAGACAUCAGAGCUCGAAGUGGGCAAAUCCUGGACAGCAACAAAGGAGGCUCAUACCGGGAGCACCUUGAUUGUCAGCCUCACCAGCCCUCCUGAUGCCGUCAUUGGGCGCUACCUGCUGAGCACCAGGAUUUCCUCUCGCCGCAGACAUAGUGACCGGAAGCUGGGCAGAUUUGUUCUCCUUUUCAACCCAUGGUGCCCAGAGGACGACGUGUUUCUGGCCUCAGAGGAGGAGAGACAGGAGUAUGUGCUCAACGACAGCGGGAUCAUCUUCCGAGGCGUGGAGAAGCACAUCCGAGCCCAGGGCUGGAACUACGGGCAGUUUGAGGAGGACAUCCUGAACAUCUGUCUCUCCAUCCUGGACCGAAGUCCUAGUCACCAAGAUGACCCAGCCACUGACGUGUCCCACCGCCACAACCCCAUCUACGUCUCCAGGACCAUCAGUGCCAUGGUGAACAGCAACAACGAUCGGGGUGUCCUUCAAGGCCAGUGGCAGGGCAAAUAUGGUGGUGGCACCAGCCCGCUGCACUGGCGUGGCAGUGUGGCCAUUCUGCACAAGUGGUUCAAGAGCAGGUUCAAGCCAGUCAAAUACGGCCAGUGCUGGGUCUUCGCUGGAGUCAUGUGCACAGUCCUUAGGUGCUUGGGGAUCGCCACACGGGUUGUGUCCAACUUUAACUCCGCCCAUGACACGGACAGGAACUUGAGUGUGGACAAAUAUGUGGACUUCUUCGGGCGGACCCUGGAGGACCGGACAGAAGACAGCAUGUGGAAUUUCCAUGUCUGGAAUGAGAGCUGGUUUGCCCGUCAGGACCUGGGCCCCUCUUACAAUGGCUGGCAGGUCCUGGAUGCCACCCCCCAAGAGGAGAGCAAAGGCAUGUUCCGGUGCGGCCCGGCCUCCGUCACUGCCAUCCGUGAGGGUGACGUGCACCUGGCCCACGAUGGCCCCUUCGUGUUUGCGGAGGUCAACGCAGACUACAUCACCUGGCUCUGGCAAGAGGACAAGAGCCGGGAGCGUGUGUACUCAGACACGAAGAAGAUCGGGCGAUGUAUCAGCACCAAGGCGGUGGGCAGCGACUCCCGUGUGGACAUCACCGGCCUCUACAAGUACCCAGAAGGGUCCCGGAAGGAGAGGCUGGUGUACAGCAAGGCCGUGAAGAAGCUGUUCAGCGUGGAAGCUCCCGGGAGGAGGGCCCGGCUGCGCAGGGCCGGCGGCCGCGGUCUCCGGCGCGACGCCCUCCUGGAGCCCGCCACCAAGCCCAGCAUCACCGGCAAGUUCAAGAUGCUGGAGCCGCCCGUGCUGGGCCACGACCUGAGGCUGGCCCUGUGCUUGGCCAACCUCACCUCCCGGGCUCGGCGGAUCCGAGUCAACCUGAGCGGCGCCACUAUCCUCUACACCCGCAGGCCGGUGGCAGAGAUCCUGCACGAAUCACACACCGUGAGGCUGGGGCCUGAAGAAGAGAUAAAGAUCCCAAUUGCAAUACCUUAUAUGCAAUAUAAGCAAGACCUGACAGAGGACAAGAAGAUCCUAUUAGCCGCCAUGUGUCUUGUUGCCAAAGGAGAGAAGCUCCUGGUGGAGAAGGACAUCACGCUGGAGGACUUCAUCACCAUCAAGUGUGCCCAGCCUGGAGCCCCAGGAGAGGGCCUCAGUCAAGUUCAACAUCACCCCCUCCAAGAGUGGCCCCCGGCAGCUGCAGGUGGACCUCGUCAGCCCUCGCUUCCCGGACAUCAAGGGCUUUGUGAUCAUCCACGUGGCCACAGCCCAGUGAUGGGCCAUGGGCGGCGAAGAGGGAAGGAGAUGGCGCAUUCCCUCCUGCCCGCCUCUUUGCCCCUCCCAUGGGGGAGCCGGGAGGCCUUUGUCCCAGGGCUGCUUCCACUUCUGCCCCACUUUGUGAACUUGGGCAAGUCUGUUCCUCUCCUGAGCCUGUUUCCCCACCUAUAAAAUGAGGUUCUGGCCUUGGUAAUCUUUAAGCUUUCAGACAAUGAGGGAUGGUGUCGGGGGCCCCUACCACCUUCAUCCAUUACCCUCAGUGCCGGCAGGCUGACGAACCGAGCAUCACAGCAGUCCCGGCCCGCUGGCUCUGCCAGCUUACUGGCAGACCUUCCAGAGCCCUGGCUGACCCUUAGGCUCUCCUUGCUUCUCUCUCAGCUCUUCAGUGCUCUGACCACAUCCAGACCCAAGAACCUUCCCAGUCCUGACAGAAAACCCAAAGUACUAGUGCUGACACCAAAACACCCGCAACACCCCCACUGUACGCAGCGGCAAGAGCCUUGCUCACAGCCACAGUGCGAGCAGAGGCAGAACUGGGGCCCCAUCACUUUAUAUCACUUAAGUUUAACCCCAAAGUCACGUUCCUGAAAAUCACGAGAUCUGAAGCAAUGGGAGAUUUUCCCUCAAUGAAGACACAGGCCCAGCAACUAAGGGGUUCCUCCCACCUGGAAGAAGCUGAAGACAGAGAUGGGGCCAUCAAGCCUGGGUUGCAUUUGGGGAUGCAGCCCCAAAUCUGAUCUGGUUAGGGACAUCACUUAUCAAAUACAUCCAGCCCAGGGUUUCUGUUUCUUUGGAACCAGUGUUGACUUUGCAAAACUUCCCCAGCAGCCUACACCACACACAAUCACAUUCGUAGCAUCGAAACAGGACAGAGAUCUCUGGGCUGAAGACCAAAUGGAGACCACCAGGCCCUGAAGAUAAGUGCAGUAGACAUGGAAAUCAGCUCAGAAAUGUCUUAGAUAGCCAAAAGAAUCAUAACUGACCAUAUAAUUUAAGCAAUCUGAACAAAAUGGCUCAUCUGCAGUGAGACAUCUCCUGAUACAAACUUGAGUGGGAACAACUUAUGUAGUGGUUCUUUGCAAAAAGAGGGUCAGGCAAACACACGGACUGUGUUUGAUGGAUGAUCCUUAUAACCAAGGCCUUAGUGAAGGCAUUUCUUAGAUGAUUCUUUACAAUAUGGGGACAGCUUAGAGAACCCAGAGAAGUGGAUAAAUGUAAUGAGUCAGGCUCAUGGGCUGCCUCAGCUCCAGUACCCCCUUUCCAAACCAGUUUUGGAUGCUUAUCCAGUGUAAGAUGGGCAGCUGGAGGUUCAGAGCAGGAAGCAUUUCCUCAGGGUUGAGCAGCAGGAAGGGGUGCAGGGGCUGAAGACAGCGGGAGGUAACCUCCCACUCUCAGCAAAAGAGACACCCCUUUCAGCAGGGAGACUGACAUGGUCUCCCUUUGCAGUGGCCCCAGACACCCAUUCUUUUAAGCAAAGGCCAACUGCCCAUCUUCCUCAAGCUCAGCUGUCAAAGGUUGAGCCUCCCAGGAAGCUGACUCUGCAAUGGAGUUUAGGGUGCAGGACAUUUAUUAAGGAAUGACUAAGGAUCGACAUGAUGGAAGGGGGAGGAAGCAGAUGUGGGCAGAGGGAGAAACUGAACCAUGAUGCAGGCCCAGGGACAGCCUAGGCUAAUCCCACUGGCAGCUCUGGAGCUAGCACGGCCUGCCCGGUGUGUGUGUGUCUGGAAAAGGUUAAGCAGCCUAGCAGGUAGCUCUGUCUCCAGUUCAAACCCCUUGCCGUUGGUGCCUCUGGCCCCACAGGUUCUUCCAGCCCCAGUUGAAAGCAGAGGCUACCUCACCACCAAUGAACACCCUGGUUGCAGUUGGGAGAACUGGGGACAUUAAGAGAAGACAGCCCAAAGCAGAGUGUGGAUGGAAACGCAGCUUUGAAAGUUGCCAAUAAAAAUGUGCAGUAGGGAUUACCUUUCUGUUGGCAAAGCAACACCCGAACAAUGCCAUUCAGAGGAAGGGCAGAACAGGGAGUUCAGAGUCUUACAGGCUGUGUGGACCCAGAAAAUGUUUGCAAACCAUAUUCUAUUAUCUAGAAUAUAUAAAGAACUCUGGAAAUUCAACAGUAAAAAAAUAAAUAAAUAAACAAUCUAAUUAAGAAAAUAGGCAAGACAUAAACUUUUCACUGAAGAGGAUAACAGGUGGCAAAUUAGCACAUGAAAAGAUGUUUAAUAUUAUUAACCAAUAGGGAAAUGCAAAUUAAAACCACAGUGAAAUAGCACUAAAUGAGAUACCAACAAAAUGGUUUAAAAGAAUUAGUGACAAUACCAAAUGGUGGCAAACCUGCAGAGAACAUUGAAAACUCUUACAUUGCUGGUAUAAAUGUGAAUGUUACAGCCACCUUGGUAGACAGUUUAGCAGUUUCUAAAAAAAAAAGAACAAAAAUAAAAGAAACAUACAGUUCACAUACAACCCAGCAAUUGCACUUUGCACUCCUGGCCAUUUAUUACAGGAAAUGAAACUUGUGUUCACAUAAAAACUUGCACAUGAAUAUUAUCCCAGCUUUAUUUGUAGUAGGCAAAAACUGGAAAUAACCUAGAUGUCCUUUAACUGGUAAGUAAUUAGACUGUGAUGCAUCCAUACCAUGGAAUACUACCCAGCAAUAAAAAGGAACAGACUGUUUAUACACACAACACCUGGAGGAAUCUCCACAGAAUAUGUGAAAAAAACCAAUCCUAAAAUGUUACAUAGUAUAUGAUCCUGUUUAUAUAACAUUCUUGAAAUGAGAAAAUUCUAGAAAUGGAGCAGCAGUGCAGGCUGUGGAAGCCUACUGAGAGCACACCAGAACAAGAAGAGAGCCCUCUCUUUCCUGCAGUGUCUCUCCAGCACCCUCUGCUGACAAACCAUAACAUCAUGCCAGCUGAGGGACAGUGGAUUUGGAGCUGAGAUGCCUGCAAUUCACUGAUGACUGGUACCAUGACUUUCUCAACAUUUCUCUGAAAAAUAAAGUGCUCUCCUGCCCAAAGCCUUUGCAGUUGCUGUACCCUCUACCUGGAAUCCCUUUUCUCCAUCCCAACCAUAUCUUCAUGGCUUGCUCCCUUACUCCCAACAGGUUUUCGCUCAAACUGCUCUUGAUCAAUAGGACCGUUUCUGACCACUCCAAUUAAAUAGCACCACACUCAUGGCACUUUCCAUCUCCCUCUUCCUGACUUAUUUUUGUCCAUAGUAAUUGUUACCAUUUGACAUAACUUACUUUCAUGUUUAUUGUCUGUCUCUUCCUUCUAGAAUGUAAGCUCCUCAAAUACAGAGGUCUAUUUUGUUCACACUUUUAUACCAGGCAGAGUUGAGUAGAAUUCCACCUAUUUAUUGAUAUGUUUGUAUUAAAAAUAUUUAUUGAAUGAAUGCAUGAAUUCAAGUAAAUUAGGAACAUACAGGAAGAAAAGGGGGAACACGAACUAAAGUCUCAUCCCCUAGACUACCACAGUUAGCAUGAGGCUGAGUUUCCCUUCAGAUUUUCCCCAGUAAGGAUUUUUUUUAAAUAGGGGUUUGAUAUACAUACACAAAUGUGUUCACAUCAAAAGUGUUCAGAUUGUUGAAUUUUCACAAACUGAACCCACCCAGGUAUUCAGCACCUAGAUCAAGAAAUAGUACACUACCAGUACCCUAGAAGCCCCUCUGUGCCGUCCCAGGAUAACCAUUAUCCUAGGUUGUAGAAUCAGAUUGGUUUUUGUGCUUUAGAUGAAUGGAAUUACACAGUAUGUGUUUUGUGUCUGACCUUGGCUCCCAUCUUGACACAUGUAUAGAAGAUUCAUCCAUAUUGCUGUGAAGUAUUAUAGAUUUUUCUUAUUCCUUGAUGUGUAAUAUUCCAUUGUAUGGAUAUAUUACAAAUUAUCCAUCUUACUGUUGAUGGAGAUUUAGGUAGUUUCCAGUUUGGACUAUUAUGAAGAGUUACUCUAUACAUUCAUGUACACGUCUUUUUGUGACCAUGUCAGCAUUUCUGUUGGGUAUAUAACUAGGAGUGGAAGUGCUGGAUCAUGAGAUAAGGAUCAUAGGAUCAUUAAUAAUUAUGCUGGAAAACAGAUGUAAACAGAUGUAUGCUCAGAUUCAGCAGCCAACUUCUCCACCCCACACCCCUGGGAUAUUGUCCUUCAUUCUUGUCAGCUAGUAUUCCCUGACGUAAGAUGGAUGAAGUACCCAGCACUGUGUAUGGCUCUCCAUAUGAGUACUUUGGAAUGAACGUGUCCUUCUUUUGACUCUAUGCAAAGCAUAGUAGCUGGUCCAAGGGGACAAAACAAAGACAAAUAAGCUAUAUUCAUACAUAAGAGUGGCCAAACCCUGUGACUACAGAUCUCACUCCUAAAAAAAUAUGCUAAGGUUAUAUUCAAAAGAAAAAACUUUCUUUACAAAGUUGGAAUUGAAAGACUCAAGAACUGUAAUAAUGACUACCUGCUCUGUGCUAACCUUCUUAUGUAUAGAACCUCAUUUAAUCAUCAAUGAGAUAGAUACCAAUCUAUUAAACAAAGUCUAACUUCAUUUUUUUGUUUCACUGCUGACAGCUUUCAAGCCCCUAAGAAAGCCUUGUGGGCUGCCUCCCUUCACACCUGUGGGAAAUGCAAACCAUGCAAGCCCUCUUAUGAGCCCUCACCAUAGCCCCACACCCUAAGCACAAUAAAAUGGGCCAACUGCCCCUCCUUGCUCUCUUGAGCCAUUUUCAGACUUACUGGGGAGCCUACCCUGCACUCCCCAAAAAGCCUCAUUAUGUCAAUAAUAAAUCUUUUCAUAUGCCUCAAUGCAUGUGCAGGGUCAUCAGUCCCAGCUAUCAAUACCAAAUUUGGGUAUGUGGGGGCAUCAGUCCUGCCCCCAAAAGGCAUCAAGACACAACCCUAUUUUAUAGAUAUGGAAGUUGGAAUUCAGAAAAGUUAUUUAUUAUUCAUUCAACAUGUGUUGAGUGCAGAGCAAUGGGAAACCACAUGGAUGAAUUCCCUGUCUUCAUUAGAGUAGGGGAAGUAGUUUAUAGAAAAUUAAGUAUAAACUGUUUUUAAAAAUAUGAAAACUAGUCUCACCUAUAAUUAAAUAUAUUAACUAAAAUAGAUUUUUUAAACUUAAAUUGAACAAGA